Molecule: messenger RNA, 3706 nt
Organism: Melanotaenia boesemani (Boeseman's rainbowfish)
Lineage: Eukaryota; Metazoa; Chordata; Actinopteri; Atheriniformes; Melanotaeniidae
Gene: lmbrd2b
Product: LMBR1 domain containing 2b
Exons: 18
Coding region: 221-2320 (699 amino acids)
Biological process (GO): adrenergic receptor signaling pathway
Cellular component (GO): membrane
Source: RefSeq, a predicted model, not a curated record
CUGUUUGGCAGUCUCUGACGUCACCGUCAUCUCCUGGCAGAAAACCGGGAUGUGACGGAUGCUGCUCCGCCGACGAGCCGGGAAACUGGGGAAUUUCACGGUAAACACGGUGGGAUAUCUUUACAGCGGUGAACGGGAGAACUAGGGCCCCCUGACGGACACCUGAAGGCGGGAACACCGACUCAAACAGACACGAUUUCUGUCGGGCUGCUGCAGCAACAUGAGCGGGGCUGCGCUCGGCAUCGAGAUCCUCCUGGUGUUUUUCCUGGCCCUGUUCCUGCUGCACCGCUAUGGAGACUUCAGGAAGCAGCAGCGCAUGGUGCUGUUCGGCACGCUGCUGGCCUGGUACCUGUGCUUCCUCAUCGUCUUCAUCUUACCUCUGGACGUCAGCACGACCAUCUACAGGCAGUGCCAGUUAGACCACGAGGAGCAGGUUUCCACCGUCAGCCCCAUCAAUCACACCACAGCCAACACGUCCGUCACACCCACUAAGAGGGUUUUGCAGCCGUGUUACAAACCAUGGAGCUACAUCCCCGAAGGCAUCAUGCCCGUCUUCUGGAGGGUGGUCUACUGGACGUCUCAGUGCCUCACCUGGCUGCUGCUGCCUUUCAUGCAGUCGUACGCUCGCUCCGGAGGCUUCUCCAUCACUGGCAAAAUCAAGACGGCGCUCAUAGAGAACGCCAUUUACUACGGUACCUACCUGCUGAUCUUCGGCUCGCUGCUCAUCUACGUGGCCGUCCAUCCCAAGCUGCGCCUCUCCUGGUACGAGCUGCAGACCAUCGGCAUCACGGCGGCCAACACCUGGGGUCUGUUCCUGCUGGUGCUGCUGCUCGGUUACGGCCUGGUGGAGAUCCCGCGCUCCUACUGGAACGCCUCCCAACACGGACACUUGCUCAUCAAGACCUACUUCAAGGCCUCCAAGCUGAUGACGGAGAAGGCGGAUGCAGAGGAGAACCUGGAGGACGUGAUGGAGGAGGUGAGGAAGGUCAGCGAGUCCAUCAAAUACAACCACCCGCUAAGGAAGUGCAUCGACACCAUCCUCAGAAAAUGUCCGCUGGACUACCAGGAGAAGAUGGGCAGGAACAUGGACGACUACGAGGACUUUGAUGAGAAACAGAACACCUACCCCACAGAGAAGAGCCUGGUGAAGCUGCACAAGCAGGUGAUCUAUGCAGUUCAGAGACACAACCGGACCCGGGUCCAGUGGCAGAUCCUCCUGCAGCAGGCCAUCCAUCUGGAGGAUGUAGCCAAGAACGAGACCAGCUCCAGCCACCAGUUUGUCCACAGCUUCCCGUCCUCUGAGCCGGUCGGCUGGUUCACCAGAUACAUCUACACCCCGACUGCAGAGUGGUACUGGGAGUGUCUCCUGAAGCGCUGGUUCUACCGGCUGCUGGCGGUGGUUCUGAGUCUGUUCAGCGUGGCCGUGGUCUGGUCCGAGUGCACCUUCUUCAGCACCCGCCCCGUCCUGUCCCUGUUCGCCGUCUUCAUCCAGCUGGCCGAGCGGGACUACAACUACCUGUACAUCGAGAUGGCGUGCUUCAUCACCAUCUUCUUCCUGUGCACGUGUGUUUACUCCACCGUGUUCCGGAUCCGGGUCUUCAACUACUACUACCUGGCCUCGCACCACCAGACCGACGCCUACAGCCUGCAGUUCAGCGGCAUGCUCUUCUGUCGUCUGACUCCGCCUCUCUGCCUCAACUUCCUGGGUUUGAUCCACAUGGACUCGGCCAUCUCCCACCAGCACAAGCUGCAGACGGCUUACACCUCGAUCAUGGGAUCGAUGCGGGUCCUGUCCUUCAUCGCUGACGGGUUCUACAUCUACUACCCCAUGCUGAUCGUCAUCCUCUGCAUCGCCACCUACUUCAGUCUGGGAACUCGCUGUCUGAACCUUCUGGGCUUCCAGCAGUUUGUGGGCGAUAAUGAGAUGACGUCGGACCUGAUUGAUGAGGGGAAGGAGCUGAUCCGACGCGAGAGGAGGAAGAGGCAGAGGAUCGAAGAUGGAGAGACCAGACGGAGGGAGUGGAAGGAGCGUUAUGGAAACCAGAGAGAAGACUACACGGCGAGGAACAGGAGCAGCCACGAGAUGAAGGAGACCAGUUACUCCGACUCGGUGAACUCCAGCAGCAGACAGGCCAAGUACUCUCGCUCCGGAGGCCGAGCAGAGAGGGACUGCAUCGAGCUGCUGCAGGAUGCCGAACCUUUAGACUUCAACGCCGACACUCUGACAGACGACGCUGUGGACGGCGAGUCUGGCAGGCACGCAGGAGGACGCUAUCUGUCCAUGUCGUCCUCUCGGAGCAGAAUCUUUGACGAUGUCUAACUCUGGGACGGAGUCUGAUGGAGCAUCUCCGUCUUCACAUCCACUGAUGCAGCGCAUGAACUCCACAUCUCAGCUGUUUCCUGUCCUCCCAGCAUGCACUGUAAUAACCGAACGGUUCAGGUCCACCUGAAACAUCUCGCAGUCGCCACAUCCAACAUGGCUGCUGGUCGGUGGAGCACACUGAAGGAACAUUCCUGCUGUCUCUGUCUUUUCUAUGAACGCUGCUGCAGCAGAUGCAGCGCUGUGAGCGUCUGAGCAUGCUCAGUGUGAAUCUGCCCUGUGUUAACGGUUUGAUGAAGGUCCUUGUUAGUUUAACGUUUAUUUAUAUUUUUUAUUAUGUCUUCAUGUUGUAGAUUUAUUGAACUGUAUGAUCCUCACUGAAAACUUCAUCUGCACUUAAAAAAUGUCUCAACUACUUUACCUUCAGUCCUGAGAGCAGGUCCGGUUUCCAUGUCGACACGUGAUGAAGAGGCGGAAUCAUGUGACCGGAAGCUGACGGACCAUCGACACGCUGCACAUGUUGUGUUUAAAGACCAGCGGCAGAAUGUUUGUUGUUGUGUUUUCAUCUGUUUCUACGUCUCAGAAGGAAUCUUCACCGUCCGCACGUCCGUCUCCAUUUAACUCCACAAACCUGUACAGGAAACCUGUUUUACACCUGAACUGCUUUUAGUUAAAAACGUGGGGUGAGAGCGGAUCCCUGAGGAACACCAGGAGUCUGUCAGAGGGACGGUUGCCAUGGUUACGCUCUCAGCUGUCAGCUUCAGCUCAGAAGUAAACAGUUACUGUCGGUUCAGCAUCUGCAGCCCCUCCACCAAGAAAAAGCCGUUGUCAUGGUAACCAGGAGUGGUCUAAAGCGGUUAAAAUGUCCUGAGAGCAUCGAACAUGUUAAAGAUCCCGACAUGAAGUCCACACAGUCAGAAUGCUGAUGAUGAAGCAGGACUGAGCCCAUCUUCAUCAGCCUCCUCUGUAGAAAUGUAAAUGUCUUUUUUUAUCAUCCGGGCUGAGUAAUGAUGUAGAAACAGGUGAGUUUGUAAUGAAGUUGUAGCAGCAGCAGCAGUGCUGGUUGUCAUGGUGAUGAAUAUUUGCGUCUUCUGUGAGAAAAUAAACUCGAUCAGAGUCUCGUGGCGGUCCUGGUUGUUGUCCCUGAGACGAGGCGUGUGAUGAUGGACUGAAUGAACUGAAGCUGCUUCUGUCUCGUCCCUCUUUAUUAAAACGAGUUCAGAUCAGAAACAGACGGUUUUUACCUGCAGCUGGAACUCAUCUGCUCUCUGGAUGCUUCACAUUGUUUUAUACAUUUCUGGAGAAAACUUAUUUUUAUGUUCAGCAGUGAAUUUAAGUGUUUAAACUACUCUGAGUUGUUAUUGGUGGUAAAGCAUUCCUCAUUUA